AUGGGUGCUUUGCUGUCUCUACCGCUGCUGGCAGUCCCUAGCAUGGGCACUGCCUUGACCUUCGUCGCCAGUUGCUGCGGUGCAGCCACAUGUAGCGCCGUCUGCUCGGCAUGCGGCAAAUGCAACAACAGCGUCGCCACGCGUAUCGCCUACGCCCUUAUCCUCCUCCUCAACUCGCUCCUCUCGUGGAUCAUGCUCACCGAUUGGGCCGUCAAGAAACUACAGGGUCUCCUACUAGACUACGUUACAAUCGAUUGCGCCGGACACGCCUGCUUCGGUUUCGCCGCAGUCCACCGCAUCAACUUCGCCCUCGGCUUGUUCCACUUCGUCCUCGCGAUCCUGCUCGUUGGAGUUACGACUUCGAAAGAUUCGCGUGCUGCUAUACAGAAUGGAUUCUGGGGGCCUAAGAUUGUGGUCUGGCUCGGGUUGAUUGUGCUGAGCUUCUUGAUACCAAACACGUUCUUCGAGGUCUGGGGCAACUAUGUCGCUCUGGUUGGAGCGGUUCUGUUCCUCCUACUGGGCUUGGUGCUGUUGGUGGACCUCGCACACUCCUUUGCGGAAUACUGUAUCGAUAAGAUUGAGGAUCAAGAUUCGAAGUUCUGGCGUUGGUUGUUGAUUGGCUCCACGCUGGGCAUGUACCUGGGAAGCAUCGCCAUGGUCAUCAUCAUGUACAUCUUCUUCGCCGGCAGUGGAUGCUCCAUGAACCAGGCGGCCAUCACGCUCAACCUCAUUUUCCUGAUUGCUAUCAGCGUCAUGGCGAUCCACCCAAGCAUCCAAGCCACAAACCCACGCGCUGGCCUUGCACAGGCAGCAGUUGUCUCCAUCUACUGCACCUAUCUCACCAUGAGUGCCGUCGCCAUGGAGCCAGAUGACAAGUCUUGCAACCCACUGGUCCGAGCCACCGGCACCCGAACUGCUAGUGUCAUUAUCGGAGCCAUUGUGACCUUUGUCACCUGCGCUUACACCACCACCAGAGCCGCCACUUAUGGCCUUGCGAUGGGCUCUGGCACUUCUGGCUACACUCCGGUCAACUUGGAUGAUGAGGCUGGUGGUCAUGAUCUUGUCGACACCCAGCCUGAGAGCCGACGAGCAAUGCGUCAAGAAGCCCUCCGCCGAGCCGUUGAGUCGGGCGCUCUUCCAGCAUCAGCCCUCGACGAGAGCGAUGACGAGGAUGAUGACGGCGACAAGACUGGCAAGCACAAGCUUGAUGAUGAAAAGCAGAGGACCCAGUACAACUACACUCUCUUUCACAUCAUCUUCAUGCUGGCCACUGCCUGGGUCGCGACGCUUCUCACGCAAAACAUCACCAGCCUGGACAAACCUACAGAUGAUCAACAGCACUUUGUCCCCGUCGGUCGAACAUACUGGGCCAGCUGGGUCAAAAUCGUCAGCUCUUGGGUCUGCUACGGCAUCUUUGGAUGGACCUUGGCGGCGCCCAUAAUCAUGCCAGAUCGGUUCGAUUACUCCUAA
Molecule: messenger RNA, 1470 nt
Organism: Zasmidium cellare ATCC 36951
Lineage: Eukaryota; Fungi; Ascomycota; Dothideomycetes; Mycosphaerellales; Mycosphaerellaceae
Exons: 4
Coding region: 1-1470 (489 amino acids)
Cellular component (GO): membrane
Source: RefSeq, a predicted model, not a curated record